This is a messenger RNA of Castor canadensis (American beaver), 3952 nucleotides long. RefSeq names its product KH RNA binding domain containing, signal transduction associated 1 (gene Khdrbs1). Lineage: Eukaryota; Metazoa; Chordata; Mammalia; Rodentia; Castoridae. The record is from RefSeq and is a predicted model, not a curated record. Gene Ontology annotation, biological process: regulation of alternative mRNA splicing, via spliceosome. Gene Ontology annotation, molecular function: poly(A) binding; mRNA binding. Gene Ontology annotation, cellular component: nucleus.
AAGCUCUGGCCAGGCGGGCUCUAAGGGAAAAACGAAGCAGGGAAGAGACAUCUUCUGGCGCCGCGGAGGUGCGCAUGCGCCCUGGCCUGACUGGGGACUUUGUUCUCCGCGGAGAAACCCAAGGGCGGUGCCGGAGAACGGCUGCGCACGCGCGUCUUCUCAUUUCCGGUGCUCUCUCUCUCUCUGGGUCGCUCGGGUCGGCUUCGGUCGCUGUUGCUCCCGCUCUCCCACCCCCGCCAACCGCCGUCGGGCCUCUGCCGCCGUCGCCGCGUCGCUUCCUCGCUAGUUCGCGGUACAUCUUUCGCGAUGCAGCGCCGGGACGACCCAGCCGCCCGCAUGACCCGGUCCUCGGGCCGCAGUGGUUCCAUGGACCCCUCAGGUGCCCACCCCUCGGUGCGUCAGCCACCGUCUCGGCAGCCGCCGCUGCCUCACCGGUCCCGGGGAGGCGGAGGGGGACCUCGGGGGGGCGCCCGGGCCUCUCCCGCCACGCAGCCGCCGCCACUACUGCCGCCCUCGGCCACGGGUCCCGACGCGACAGUGGGCGGUCCAGCGCCGACCCCGCUGCUGCCCCCUUCGGCCACAGCCUCGGUCAAGAUGGAACCGGAGAACAAGUACCUGCCCGAACUCAUGGCCGAGAAGGACUCUCUGGACCCGUCUUUCACUCACGCCAUGCAGUUGCUGACGGCAGAAAUUGAGAAGAUUCAGAAAGGAGAUUCAAAAAAGGAUGACGAGGAGAAUUACUUGGACUUAUUUUCUCAUAAGAACAUGAAGCUGAAAGAACGGGUACUGAUUCCUGUCAAGCAGUAUCCAAAGUUCAAUUUUGUGGGGAAGAUUCUUGGACCACAAGGGAAUACAAUCAAAAGACUACAGGAAGAGACUGGUGCAAAGAUCUCUGUGCUGGGAAAGGGCUCAAUGAGAGACAAAGCCAAGGAGGAAGAGCUUCGCAAAGGUGGAGACCCCAAAUAUGCCCAUUUGAAUAUGGAUCUGCAUGUCUUCAUUGAAGUCUUUGGACCCCCAUGUGAGGCUUAUGCUCUUAUGGCCCAUGCCAUGGAGGAAGUCAAGAAGUUUCUAGUACCAGAUAUGAUGGAUGAUAUCUGCCAGGAACAAUUUCUAGAGCUGUCAUACUUGAAUGGAGUACCUGAGCCUUCUCGUGGGCGUGGGGUGCCAGUAAGAGGUCGGGGAGCUGCACCUCCCCCUCCACCUGUUCCCAGGGGCCGUGGUGUUGGACCACCUCGGGGGGCUUUGGUGCGUGGUACCCCUGUGAGAGGUGCCAUCACUAGAGGUGCCACUGUGACUCGAGGAGUGCCACCCCCACCUACUGUGAGGGGUGCUCCAGCACCAAGAGCUCGAACAGCAGGCAUCCAGAGAAUACCUUUGCCCCCACCUCCUGCACCAGAAACAUAUGAAGAAUAUGGAUAUGAUGAUACAUAUGCAGAACAGAGUUAUGAAGGAUACGAAGGCUAUUACAGCCAGAGCCAAGGGGACUCAGAAUAUUAUGACUAUGGACAUGGGGAGGUUCAAGAUUCUUAUGAAGCUUAUGGCCAAGAUGACUGGAAUGGGACCAGGCCGUCACUGAAGGCCCCUCCAGCUAGGCCAGUGAAGGGAGCAUACAGAGAGCACCCAUAUGGACGUUAUUAAAAACAAACAGGAGGGGAAAAGCUUAUCAGUUAUGAGCAAAGUUGUUACUGAUUUCUUGUAUCUCCCAGGAUUCCUGUUGCUUUACCCACAACAGACAAGUAAUUGUCUAAGUGUUUUUCUUCGUGGUCCCCUUCUUCCCACCUUCCUCCAUUCUUAACUCUGCAUUCUGGCUUCUGUAUGUAGUAUUUUAAAAUGAGUUAAAAUAGAUUUAGGAAUAUCGAAUUAAUUUUUUAAGUGUGUAGAUGCUUUUUUUCUUUGUUGUUUAAAUAUAAACAGAAGUGUACCUUUUAUAAUAAAAAAAAUAAGUUGAGUUAAAAAAAAAACCAACAAACCUGUUAGUUUCAAAAGUGACAUUGCUUGCUUAAAGGUUCUGAAAUAAAGGCUUGUUAACUUUCUCUUAGUUUUGAUUUGAGGCAUCCCGUAAAGUUGUAGUUGCAGAAUCCCAAACUAGGCUACAUUUCAAAAUUCAGGGCUGUUUUAAGAUUUAAAAUCACAAACUUUAACGGCAGUAGGUGCCACCAUGUAAAAGUAAGCUCAGACGAAUCUAAAAACAUUUCCUUUAAAAGCACAUGGCGGUUGAAUCUUAAGGUUAAAUUUUAAUAUGAAAGAUCCUCAUGAAUUAAAUAGUUGAUGCAUUUUUUAACAUUAAUUGACUUAAAAAACAACAACAAAAUUAGGUUUGUAAAACUGACUUUUUCAUUAUGUGGGUUUUGAAAUCUAGCCCCAGACAUACAGUGUUGAGAGAUACUUAAGGGGAGGAGUAGGUUUUUGAAGAAGUUGAUUGGGGAGGAGGAGCUGGCCACUUAAUUGAAUUUGAUGCAAAGCUUUUUAAAAUCACAAUCAUUAUAGUACUAAUAAUUAAAAGUUCAGUAUUUAAAAAGACAAAGUAUUUUGUCCAUCUGAGAUUCUGCACUCCAUGAAAAGCUCAUUUGGACACCAGGAAGCCAAAAACCUAUGAUUUUCAUGAAGUUGAUGGUUGUCAAUAUUGAACUGUUCCCAAGAUAGUUAGUCAAGUAUGUCUCAACACUAGCAUGAUAUAAAAAGGGACACUGCAGCUGAAUGAAAAAGGAAUCAAAAUCCACUUUGUACAUAAGUUAAAGUCCUAAUUGGAUUUGUACUGUCCUCCCAUUUUGUUCUUGGAAGAUUAAAUGCUACAUGUGUAAGUCUGCCUAAAUAGGUAGCUUAAACUUAUGUCAAAAUGUCUGCAGCAGUUUGUCAAUAAAGUUUAGUCCUUUUUUAAUCAAAGUAAAUGUGAUGAAUUGUCAUUUUUUUGGGUGGACAAUAAAAUAGUUUUCUCUUUCAAAUAAACUUAAAUUAACUCUAAAGUUAAUGGGCUUGUUAAAAGUUGGAGACAUUCUUAAAAGUGGUUGGGGGGAAUUAUUUUAAGUUUACCAAAAAAAGUUUAUUGAGUUGUUAAGUUUUAGUUAAAAAAUAACCAAAGCUUUUUCACCCCCUGGAAGUUGUUGAAAGCAGUUUCAUCCAGUCUUGUCAAAAGUUCUAAUUUCUGGAAAGAAAAACCCAACUGACCAAAACUUGGAUUAUUUUCAUACAUAGCCAUCAUAUUUAAUAUAAAUGCCAACCACCCUAGUUUGUACUUUCUGUACAGCCCCUAGGUGGCCCUAAAGAAUGGAUCAAAUCUCUGAUCUGAGAAGGGGAUAGCACCUGAUUUUAGAUAUGAUAAUUUAGCAAACCCUGGGUGCCCUUAAGGGAUUCCCUUCCAAUCCUAGAAAUGCUGUUAAUUCACUUGGCCUGGGGUGGGAUCUGGCAUGAUAGGCUGGCCCUGAACUCUCAUCUAUGAGAUGAAGAGAGGAAAUGACGGAAUUGGUUGGCCCCAUUUCCACUCCUGUUAACUAUCAGGGUUCUCAUGCCUUCCCUAACAGAGCCACCUAAACUGCUCGGGGGUGAAAAAUCCUCUUGUAUGAAGUGCCAAGCUGCCUGCAGCAGUGCAUGAUGGACAUUUUUUUUCUUUUUAAAACACACCAACAAAAAAUGUAUUUAUAGAUUGUGAUAAAGUGUAAAUAACUGAAUUUUCAACCAUGGUUUGAAGUCAGCUUUCAGGGCAUUAUGUCUUGUUUUGAUGAAAAGAGAUCACUCUAUACCCCCCUUUUUAAAGGAAAAUUAUCGCAAGAGAAUCAGGAUGUGUAAAGCUAACAUGCAUCGCAAAAAACCAAAGGUAACCUAAAUGUCUGAUUUUAAUAGCACAUAUUUCUCUUUUAUAAUAAACUGUGACAGCAACUUGCAUAAACAGUUCUUUAGCUGUUAAUUUUAAUGUUAAAACUUUGCAAAACUUGUUUAAUAAAAAUAGCUGUAAAAA